Messenger RNA from Chara braunii, 1581 nucleotides. NCBI's taxonomy places the organism in Eukaryota, Viridiplantae, Streptophyta, Charophyceae, Charales, Characeae. The record is from the annotation of a GenBank genome assembly.
CUGAUAAUCAGAAGGCAUAGUUGCCGAAGGUUCAAGUUCCCCUCUUCAAUGGCACCAAUGCCUCAGCAUGGGCGGACAAGUUUGAACAAUUGGGCAGUUGCUGCGAAUGGUCGAGUGAGAAUAUGCUUCAAAUGGUGAAGCGAUAUUGUAUGGUGGAGUACAAAGAGGAGGUGUUGGAGUUGGUGCAAGCUUCGCGCGAUUGGCCGGACUUCAAGGCCAAAUUAUUGGACAAGUACCAGUUGGGGGAUCAACUGCUCGAUCUGGCGGACGUACGGAAGGAGGACCGCGAGAAGGAAGGGGUAAGCGCGGACAAGGAUCAAGCCGUUUACAAGACCCUGACUGACAUGCGAAACAUGAUGGCGGACAUGAAGGAGGAAAGGCUAAGGCUACAGGUGAUGAUGGUCCAGACAAAAGGUGGGAAAAGGAAGGGCAAAGCACCCGUAGUGGAGGAAGUGAUCAGUAGUAGCAGUGAAGAGGAAGAUGGGCAUGGGAUACGGUUUUGUCAAACCGUUAUCAAAGAUGAAAACGACAAGGUUAUAUAUACGAAUAUCCGAGGCGAGGUCUACGACUUCGAAGGGAACCUCAUCGAUCCCAAUGUGGAAGGAGGAAUGAGAAAGGAAGCCUUCCGACGUAUGGGGCGAGAUCUUCCAGCAACUUUUCGACUGGCUUCCCUGGAAGAAGUCGAACAGAUUGAGUUGGAAGCGGCGAUUAAGUCAUUGGCAAUUGAAGAAGACAAGAGUGCAGAUGAAAGUUUGAGCAAAGAGCAGGAAGAGAUACUGCAUCGGGCCCAGUUGGUGGUCAGAAAAACGACUCGAUGCAGGGAAACUUUCGUUCAAAUAUGUGCCGACAUGGAUGAAGAGUGGCCUGGGUUUCCCCAAGUUUUUCUGUUCGGGGGAUGGGACAGAGAUGGCCAAGGAGGUCUUACCAAUGUUACUGUAUCACAGCCUGGAUCGCCGUCGGCAGGGCGUCUAAUGACCACCACGGUCUUGUCCCGUCCUGCUUUCAAACGACCUCCCACCACUGGCCUCCCACAGGCUCGUAGGGCUCGAAGGCCGCCGCGGUCAAGGGCAACACCAGAGGAAGGACCAAGUCAGCCUCGAAAAACCGAGACAGUUUCAAUUGAAGAAGACGAUGGUGAGGAGGAUGAAUUGUUGCGGGCUGAAGAUGAGCGUCAGGCCAAACAGCGAGCCAUGGAAAGGGAGCCAGAAAUGGACAAGGUCGAUGUUGGGGAAGGAGAGCCGAAAAAGAAGAAGCAAGUUUACACAGUUCCAGUGGAGCAGGGGUUGGAUAUUGAGCAAAUUGUGGAGCGGAUUUUGGAAAGCCAGCGUGAUUUGUUCACGCUCAAGGAAUUCUUCGCCUCGUCACCGAAAAUUCGAGAGGCGUUCAGACACCGAUUGUCAAGAAAAAAGGUGAUGACGGUUAAGAUGGGUGAUAUCUUUCCCUAAGAGAUUAGUUGGGCUCCUCCUAGGACAAAAAUGGACUGGCACUGUGUAGCAACUGGGUUAUUGAAGGUGCAAGUUGGGCCGUGUGAGUACUCGGCUCUCAUCGACGAUGGAGUUGAAAUGAACAUUAUACGUGAAA